Messenger RNA from Aspergillus thermomutatus, 459 nucleotides. Its product is annotated as RidA family protein. Gene Ontology annotation, cellular component: mitochondrion; cytosol. The record is from RefSeq and is a predicted model, not a curated record. Gene Ontology annotation, molecular function: deaminase activity. Lineage: Eukaryota; Fungi; Ascomycota; Eurotiomycetes; Eurotiales; Aspergillaceae. The transcript has a single exon. The coding region runs from base 1 to 459 and encodes 152 amino acids.
AUGUCCAACGGGACACCUUACUUUCUGCCCGCCGAAAAGGCCCAGGGACUGGCCAACUACCCCCACGCCCGCUUCGCGCCCACAAUCGCGCACCGCACCCUCUACGUCUCGGGCACCUCAUCACGGCGCGGCGACGGCACCUGGGACGGCGUGACCGAACACGCAGACGGCACCUGGACGCUCGACAUCCGCGCUCAAACAGCCGCCGUACUCCGCAAUAUCGAGAGUAUCAUCCACGGCGCGACGGACGGCCGCGGCGGGCUGCAGAACAUCGUCGACGCGACGGUAUUUCUGAUCGAUCUGCCGCAGAACUACAGCGGAAUGAACGAGGAGUGGAACAAGAUCUGGCCGGAUCGGGCGAGUGCACCAGCCAGAACAACGAUUGGAGUCAAGGAGCUGCCGAAUCCGAGGUUGUUGGUGGAGAUCAAAUGCACAGCAGUGGUGGCGCUGGAACUAUGA